AUGAAGAAUAAACCAGGUUUCGCAACCCGAAGAGGGGUUCCAAGCAACACCGAACAGAGGAUUGCAACGAACAAACCUGAGGAGCUACAUGAGAACACACCGGAGCUAUCAACCAAUAGGAAGCCCGGAAAUCUAAAUGACAGAAUUGUCACACCCUCGACGAAUAUAACGAAUAAACAAAGAAAUAGGAAAUAUAAUAAACAAAUUUCCAACAAUAAUGCAAAUAAUAACAGUCGAGAGAAUAAUCCAUGCAAAGAGCAAUAUAAAACGCGUGCCAGAAGAUUCUGGAUCGCGCGUGCGCGUCAAACUGGAGGGGGAAGCAGACAAGAAGAUCCUUCAGCCAUGUUGACAGCAGUCGAAACCUAUCUUUCACGAAAAGCAGACGUACAGAGGAAGAAUAAAAAGUGCGCUGGAUUAAAAAGUGAAAGUGAAUUAGCAAGAUUGUUAAAAAUGUCCUACCGUACAUACGAAGAAGCUCGAGAAGAAGAGUUAACACUUCUGGAAGAAUUACGCAGAAGGAAUAAGGACAUACAUUACGCAGAAGAAUGCGAGAAACGAAUAUCAAUUCUUAAGAAAUUGAUACAAGAGAUUCCUAAAAUUAGAGAGGAAGAUAGACAAGCAUUCGAGGAAGAAGAACACGAGCAAGCCAUUAAGACAUCACAAGCGGUGCAUGACUUGCAUAAGAUUUCAGCAAAAGGACUAUACGUAAGCGAUAGGUUUACAGUCCGGGAUAAAAACGAAAGUGAGAUAUGUGACGUAUCUCUAACAAUGGCGACACUAGAUGAUGAAAUUACAACAGAUGGAAAGAGAAAGAAAUUCAGAAUCAUCCUAGAUGUGUCGGACGAUGGAAAGAUUAAACAGAUCAAAGCAAGAGAAGGACAAAUAAUAGAAGGCGAAAACAGCAUGACAGAAGAGAAGGAAAGUACACCGUCCACUUUAAGGAAAAGAAAAGCUGAGCGUCUCAUAAUUAAAGCAAUUGAUCAAGUGGUGCAAAAGAAAGAAACACCAAGAAAAACAAUGAAAGGUACAACAAAACAAAGAGCUGAAAACAUGGAAAAUUCUCCAUUUAACGAAGAACUAAGACAAGUCUUAUCACCAAUCGAAAACAGCCGUCAGGAACCCAAUGCAGACCAGAGGACGAGUACUCCGGAAAGUGGUACCCACGACGAGCAGACAACUCAACGGACUCUUCGAACUAAAGGUGCCUUUACAUGGGAGCGACGAGCGUCGAGCGUCGAGCGUCGAAAUGCGCAGAAGAUUAUUGCGCAGCUUGACGCAGCUUCUUGA
Wasmannia auropunctata (little fire ant) is the source of this 1287-nucleotide messenger RNA. RefSeq lists its product as uncharacterized. The transcript is spliced from 2 exons. The record is from RefSeq and is a predicted model, not a curated record. NCBI's taxonomy places the organism in Eukaryota, Metazoa, Arthropoda, Insecta, Hymenoptera, Formicidae. The coding region runs from base 1 to 1287 and encodes 428 amino acids.